UCCUUGCCCUUGAGCCUUGGUGGACUUUGUCAGGAGAGCAAAAUCGUACGAUUUCCCAGUCCAAUGACAUAAUAAUUACCCCAAACUGGCCAUAGCUCAUGGUCUAAUGUUUGUACAACACGUCCUUAAAAAGUGCCUCUUAUUAUGGUUCACCUCAAGAAAUCGUUAUCUUAAAGGACAGAUUCUCUCCUAUCUCCCAAAACAAAGAGCCUUUAUAAUGUCGGUGGUAGCUAAUUGCCCAGAUCAUCUAGAAAGAACGGCAGACAAAGGUAGAGAAAAUGUAAAAGUCAGUGCUCUUGUCAAUUAUGUUGGAAAUGCCUCGCCAUCCGUCAAGGCAGUGCAACUAAAGAUUCAGGAUCCGAGAUUCAAGUUCAAAGCUGGGCAAUGGGUUGAUGUGUUCAUUCCUGGUGUCCCUGUAGUUGGAGGGUUUUCAAUGUGUUCAACAUAUCAAGAACUGGUAUCAACAAAACUGCUUCACCUUGCUAUAAAAUAUAGUGAACAUCCUCCUGCUUUAUGGGUUUGUAAACAGUGCAAGAAAGGGGACAAUGUUGUCGUUCGUGCAGGAGGUGACUGCUUCUAUGAUCCAACGACGCAAGAAAAAUGGCAGCAGCCUCACCAGCUUCUUCUGAUAGCUGGUGGAAUUGGAAUCAACCCAAUACUCUCCAUACUCAAGGAAGCGAUACAAAAUAGUCAAAGUGGUUUGGAGAAAGUUGUGUUGCUUUACAGUGCAGCAAGGACAAAUGAGGCAAUAUUCAAGGAGACCAUUUUUGAAUUGGCUAAAGAUACCCGAGUGCACUUUGAACUGUUUGUCACGCAAGAGCCAACCACUCCUGACGAUGAUGUAAUAUGUGGCAGGUUAUCAUCUGCACACAUCAAAAGGAACACGGCCAGUUUGGACAUUGAAAAAACACAUUGCUUCUUAUGUGGGCCUGGCAAAAUGAUGGAGGACAUGCAGACUGCAUUGACUGAAAACGAUGUGGGCAUAGAUAGGAUCUAUUAUGAAAAGUGGUGGUGAUGGAAUUAUAGUCCAGAGCAUGGCAGAGGUUGUACUCUGAAGACUUUAAAUUUACCAGUUAAUACUAUUCAGGAUCUCUACUUCCAGUGCAUUCGAAUAAAGGGUUUUACUGAACUAUUAUCGGCCAUUUUUAUGGGUGCGUUUAAAUGUAUUUGCCAGUAGAGAGCAUACACUGAUAUCAAUAAUGACUGGAUUAUGAACUCUAGUCUCUUCAUACAUCUGAAGAAAAAGUCAUUUUAUAUUUGGCACGGUUUGCAGGCUAUUUUUAAACAGACUGCAUCUGAGAUGUGACCAGUAGAUUGUGAUACGCCCAAAGAAAUCCACCAAUUACAAACUGCAAUGCUAAUUUAGACCUGAUCAUGUACCAGAUGGGUAGUACAGUUAUCCUGUCAGGAUUUGUUUCUAUUAUUCAAGUCGGUUGGUAAAAUCUAUAUUUUGCUCAGUUAAUUUCAAUUACAUUUGAAUUCUGUUCCUCUACUCUGAAUACAACGUGUAUUAGAUGCUGUCGUGAUAGGUUUUCCUUAAAAAUAAUGAGUGUCAUUAUAAACAUAUUUGGCUCUAUCAUCAAACUGUUGGGGUUGAGUUUCAAGUUUUACCUGAGUUGUUGUGAUGACAUUUUUGUUACAAAAACCAGCCCCAGCAAACACAAGUCAGAAUAAUAUAUACAAUUUACUGUCAUUUUAAUCAAUGUGUGAUAUUAAAAGCUAAAUGAAAUUAAAAUAUUUGGUGAUUACA
This is a messenger RNA of Lineus longissimus, 1750 nucleotides long. Its product is annotated as oxidoreductase NAD-binding domain-containing protein 1-like. Gene Ontology annotation, cellular component: mitochondrion. The record is from RefSeq and is a predicted model, not a curated record. Lineage: Eukaryota; Metazoa; Nemertea; Pilidiophora; Heteronemertea; Lineidae. Gene Ontology annotation, molecular function: oxidoreductase activity. The transcript is spliced from 7 exons. Bases 107 to 1015 code for a protein of 302 amino acids.